CGAAUGUGAAUGAGCAGAAUGAAAAACAUUCACCAUAUUUGCUCUUGCAUUUAUAUUUUUUUCUGUUACUUUGUGUUUGAGUUGUGUGAUGCAUGUGGGAGUGGUCAGUAUUGUGAAGUUGAACUUUGGGCUCCAUGGGGUUCUUGUAACGCUUCAUGUGGAGGAGGGGUACAGGAAAGACAGAAGAGGAUUUGUUGUGAUGCUAACAAAUAUUAUUCACUGAAAGGAUGUUUACAAGGUUGCAACAUUCCAUUUAGUUGGUGGCAGGCAAAUGCAACAGACCACAAAACCUGUGGAAAAUGUCAAAAAGGAGGGACAUUUAUUACCAACCAAAAUCGGUGCAUCUGUCCAAAUGGCUUCGGAGGGUCUUGUUGUGAUUCAAAAGUGACGACAGCAAUACAGACACUAGCGAUUAAGAUUUUGUCAACUACACAGUCUAGCACAAGAUUUACUGCUACAGGGAAAGUGAAAGAUGAUUGUGCCAGCGGACCAUGUCAGUACGGGACUUGUCAUGAUACAGAUAAUGGGUUUAAAUGUAAUUGUGUUUUCUUCUCUGAAGGCAACCUAUGUACUAAUCUAAAAUCAUGGGCCAUACCUGUUAUGGCUUUAGCAUCAUUAGUAGUAGCUUUGACAUGGUGCUGUUGUUGCUGGUGGAUUAUAAGAACAGGUAAAAAGGACGAAUCAGAGAAAACAACAAAACGUAUGAAUCAAAAGAUAAAACCAAAACCAAUGGAAAGGCAUGGUGAAGAAUGGUGA
Molecule: messenger RNA, 756 nt
Organism: Mytilus trossulus (common blue mussel)
Lineage: Eukaryota; Metazoa; Mollusca; Bivalvia; Mytilida; Mytilidae
Product: protein jagged-1-like
Exons: 5
Coding region: 10-756 (248 amino acids)
Source: RefSeq, a predicted model, not a curated record